AUGGUUUUGCCCGACAAUGAGGAUGGCAGCAGUGGUUUUACGGGCGAGCACUCAGAGAAGAGUGGUACCCGUAUCAACGGCCGAAUCCGAAGCGCUCUCUGGUCUCUUUUGCCUUCGUUUGUCUCGAGACCAAUUCGCCGCAGAUACGACUGUAGCUACAACGAAGACUACGAUGGCACAGACGGCGCCAUCCCCCAUCCGAACUCGACAUCUUACCUCAAUGGCCUCCGUGGCAUCGCAUCCCUCAUAGUCGCCACACAACACAACAUCCAAGAAUACUUUACUUUGAUACACAGAGGAUGGGGCGACCAGCCCAGUGACAAACACAUCAUCCAACUCCCUUUUGUCCGCCUCAUAAUUCACGGAAGCUUCUCGGUCGCCCUAUUCUUCGUCAUCAGCGGCUUCGCGCUGUCGUACGGACCCUUGAAGAAGAUCCAUCGUCGAACGAGAACCGAGGCAGUUGACGCACUUUCGUCGAGCAUUUUACGCCGGCCCUUCAGGCUCUUCCUGCCCAUCGUGCCCGUGCUGCUCUUCUCCAACAUCGUUUUGAUAAGAUGGUUCGGCGCCUUCUACCAGCUCGGCUCGAUGAACAUACUACCGCCGCAGGCAUCUUUCUGGGCCGAGCUACAGCACAUUUGGGCUGAGUUUCGCCAGACCGUCGUGUCGCGCAAUUCGCCAGCCACCAUGCCUCAGAUCUGGACCCUCAGUGUCGAAUACCAGGGCUCUCUUCUCGUCUUCCUCUGCUGCCAAGCCUUGGCGCCCGUAGCAACGGUGCAGAGGUUCCUUAUUAUGGCUGCCCUCUUUUGGUGGCAAUGGAGUCUCGGCCAUUGGGCGCUCGGGCUCUUCCUGGCGGGCAUGAUAAUCGCGGACCUACGAGAACUAAGGCCGAAGCUCCCUACCCUAGGCAAGCGCACCAAGUAUGUCGCAGGCGCUGCGAACUGGUUCAUGCUAUUUAUGUCUCUUUUCCUUGGCGGAUGGCCACUCCAGGGCAAUGGUGGGGUCACGCUGGGUUUCAGUUACUUCAACUGGGUGCCUACAGGAAAUAUACCGCAGCAGUGGUUCUGGUAUAGUGUCUCGGCCAUCAUGUUAGUCGUGUCUCUAGAGAACAUGCCAGGAGGGAAGCUCCAGUCGUGGCUGAAUGCCCAAUGGGUACUCUACCUAGGCGAGAUCAGUUACGGACUCUAUCUCGUUCACUGGAUGGUAUGGAUGAAUCGGUUAACCAAGGGGAAUAUUGUCUCGCUGAUGACUGCGCCGGGAUGGAUGAGCUUUUGGGCGAGCUGGUCAAACUUUGUUGCCUGGCUGGUUGGAUUCAUGAUGGCUUUACCGUUCUGCAUCUGGAUCGCGGACCUGCACUGGAGAUUCGUAGACAAGUCGUCCGUAAGAAUGGCCAAGUGGUUAAGCGAUGCAUUAGCAUCAAAGGGUAGGGAGAUUACCAGUGCCGCCAGGAUUUAA
Molecule: messenger RNA, 1452 nt
Organism: Colletotrichum spaethianum
Lineage: Eukaryota; Fungi; Ascomycota; Sordariomycetes; Glomerellales; Glomerellaceae
Exons: 1
Coding region: 1-1452 (483 amino acids)
Biological process (GO): polysaccharide biosynthetic process
Cellular component (GO): membrane
Molecular function (GO): acyltransferase activity, transferring groups other than amino-acyl groups
Source: RefSeq, a predicted model, not a curated record